AUGCCGAUUCUUUCUACCGAUACACUCGAGCCCGCAGCUGGCCAUGUGAUAGACACCAAGAAACCUCAUCUCGUCUUUGGUGCCACUCCUGUAGAUGGUCACACAUACCCUCUCAUCCGAAUCGCCGAAGACCUCGCCCGUCGAGGUUUCGAGAUCACCUUCAUAGGAGGUGACCAAUUCGAGCCUGCCAUUACCAAGAUGGGCGCUAGACAUGUUAGUAUCAGACCUUUGAUCAACCCCAAGAUAGUGGCAGAACGUGAGGCCAUUCCUGCUGGUCUUCCUCGGCUACUGUGGGAUAUCAAGCAUGUUUUUACGGGCGAGACUCCCCAUCGCUGGGAAGUUCUCAAGGGAGUCCUCGAGGAUAUCAGAGCCGAUGAUGCAGAACGUGAGGUUAUUGUCAUGCCUGAGACAUGCUUCAUGGGAGCAAAUCCUAUUUCUCUUGGUGCACCUCUCCCCAAGGGUUAUACAACCCGGCCCAAGGUGAUCAAUUUGCAACCUAUCCCCUACAUGGCUACAAGCAUCGACACUGCCCCUUUCGGUCCUGGUCUCCCUCCUGAUUCAACAGAAUCUGGUCGGGCAAGAAACCAGUUCAUGAACCAGAUGAUGGUUGGUGGUCCCUUUGCGGAGGUCAUCGCUCAUCAGGAUCAAGUCCUCAAGGAGCUUGGUGCUACUGAGAUCUUGGAACCUCAAAUCCCUUUCCAUCACUGGAUGCUCAUGCACGACUUGAAUCUCCAGCUGUGCCCUCCUAGUCUCGAGUAUGAUCGGUCUGAUAUGCCUUCAAACGUCAAGUUUGCUGGUUGCUUGACACCCAAGCCUAUUCCUGCCGACUUUGCUUAUCCUGCUUGGUGGGAUGAUGUGAAGCGGGGAGAUCGUCGCAUCGUCGCCGUGACCCAAGGAACUAUUGCUCGCGAAGCUUCCAACCUCAUUAUUCCCACCAUCAACGCUCUUUCCGACCGAGACGAUCUCCUCAUCGUCGUCAUUCUCGGCAAAAAGGGCGCUGCUCUACCUGACGACAUGACCAUCCCUUCCAACACUCGUGUCAUUGACUAUCUUCCCUACGACAUUCUUCUACCUCACGCUUCCGUAUUUGUCAUGAACGCCGGUUACGGCGGUUUCCUUCACGGCGUAUCAAACGGAGUUCCUAUGGUUCUUGCAGGAGAGAGUGAAGAUAAACCCGAGAUUGCCGCGCGUGGAGAGUGGAGUGGUGUCGCGGUCAACCUACGAACAGGAAGGCCUACUCCCGACCUUGUAAGAGAAGGUGUUGAACGGGUUCUUUCUGAAGAUAGCUUCAAGAAGAGAGUUGAAGAGAUCAAGGCGGAGAAUGAGGCGAUGAAGAUUCAUGAUUUUAUAGAAGAGCAGAUUCUUUCUAUCAGAAACUUGGAGGCAUAG
Messenger RNA from Fusarium coffeatum, 1389 nucleotides. RefSeq lists its product as uncharacterized. Gene Ontology annotation, molecular function: UDP-glycosyltransferase activity. The coding region runs from base 1 to 1389 and encodes 462 amino acids. The transcript has a single exon. The record is from RefSeq and is a predicted model, not a curated record. Lineage: Eukaryota; Fungi; Ascomycota; Sordariomycetes; Hypocreales; Nectriaceae.